GCGUUUGCGGGGGGCGGGGUAGAGGUGACGUACUGCACUUGUUUAUCUGCUCCAUCAACUCCCUAUCUUCUGAUACCGCAUCUUUUGAGACACUCCGCAUCUUUGACCGCUUACGUUUUCAUAGCCCUGUAGCUUAAGUAGUAGCAUGCUCCUUCAUAAAUAAAUCAAGUAGUCCGACUAAACCCGCCUAACCCUAAUGAGCAAAUCGAAUUUCAGAAUUGUCAUUAGGUCAGUUGAAACCAAUAAACAACAAUUACAACGGAUUUAGAUAACGUUUAAAAGUAAGCACUUUUAGGUCUAACCAGCGAUCCAGGCAGUAAUCUAUCUAUCGAGACAUUUCAACCUCCCCGCUGUCGUGUUCGCUUGACAUUUUUGGAAUUGUUUCCGACCCAGAAAUAAAGUUCCAUUACUUUUACAGCCUCGUUUUGAUGAACACCAUGAUUCUUGUCCACGUGCUUACCUUGUUCCUGCUCAAGUUGAUUACCAGCAAACCUCUCGGCAGCAACAGUUGCGAGAUUAAAAGACAGGACAUCUGCUCCGAACUGGGAUACGACUACACCUCCUUCCCCAACCAACUGGGGCACUCAACACAAGAGGAGGCGUACGCGGCGUUUAAGAACAAGUACUUGUACCACAACUACCUUGACGGACAUGCUGGUUGCCAUAGAGACCUCAGGAACCUGAUGUGCUUUCUCUACUUUCCCAGAUGUCCAGGGAACAGUCCGCCCGCCUCACCUACCAACUUUCCUUGUAAAGAUAUGUGUACUGACGUUAGAAACAGUUGUGAGAAGUUUCUGGAACCUUCUUACACGUGGGAGUUUAACUGCAGUCUGAUAGAAGACGGGCAGGACUGUGUCAGAAACAGGAGAGAUUUACAACAGGACGCUACAGUUCCAUCACCUACACUACAACAGGAGAAGAUCACGUGCCGAUACGACCAGUUCCGAUGUGCGGAUAACAAAGGUUGUAUUCCUCUAACUCAGAGAUGUGACGGACUUAUAGAUUGCAGUGAUAUGAGUGAUGAAACAAAAUGUGGGUAUUGUAGCAGUAACGCGUAUCAAUGUGACAAUGGAAAGUGUGUUAAUCACCUGCAGACUUGUGAUGGGUACGACAACUGUGGGGACGGUAGUGAUGAGCGCGAGUGUGGAAGACCCAACUUGAUACACUCUUUAAUAGAAGAUAUGCUAUCUUGUGACUGCAGUGACAACCAAGCUCUCCUACCUUCAUAUACCGACAUCUGCAUCACUCAAACUAUAUUAAAGGUGCGUGUGAUAGAAGUUAAGUCUAAUAAACUGAACUACAAGUACAAGUUCAGAGUGGAGAAGGUUUUGAAGGGAGACAGAGCUUUUACUGGCAAAAAAGCAACGUAUGAAAUAAGGAAAGUAGACGGGUGUGACUGCAAGAAGAAGAAGUACCACAGGAAGAAACAACUGUUCGUAUCGGGACAAAUAACAUCGUUCAGGAAAAAGAAGAAAACAGCGCUGAGGAUAUCUGAGGCGAGUGACGGUAGUUUUGUAGUUCCAAUUAACCUGGUGAACGGCAGCGACUUCAAACGUAAUAUUAAAGACUGUAGAAUCUACUCCAGAAACUUUUCCCGGUCCCUGGCUAGGUGACCUUAUUAAGUAAAGUUACCAUGGUAACAAUACUAUAGUGUAUAACAAUAUAGUAGUGUUGCCAUGGUGAUAAUACCUUAUAUGGUAGUGUUACCGAGUCACUGUCUCGACUGAAGAUUAAACAGAAGACAUUGCGUUACAGUUCUAAAGAUUGAGAUCAGAGUUUUAUGAGUGAUGAAAGGUUUCAGAGUUAAUUGAUACUUAAAUAUAACAUGACCUAAUAUUAUGGUAGUGUAACCAUGGUAACAGUACCUAAUGUGGUAGUGUUACCAUGGUAACAAUACCAAAUAUGGAUGUAAUUGAGAGCCUUGUUAUCAGGUUAACACUAAUUGUUUCAUUUCAUAUCCCUGAAUGCGGGAAUCAAAUGAUAAUACCCUUUAAGUAUUUUGUAUUGAACUGCAGUUCUUAAAUUGUAUAGCUGAAUUGCGGUUAAAUUAUAUUUAUUAACAACAAUUAUUCAUCUUAUCGGUUGUAAUACGUGCAUAAUAGCGUGUAAAAUUUUAGCCGUAUGAAUUUUGUUGCAUAUCAACCGAUAAAGUAAGUAAUAAUUUACAUGAUCAAUGGUAACCUGGUUGAAUAAUUACUAUAACUAUGGUUACCAAGUAUUUAGGUAUCAUAUGUUACCAUGGUUACCAAGUAUUUAGGUAUCAUAUGCUACAAUGGUUACCAAGUAUUUAGGUAUCAUAUGUUACCAUGGUUACCAAGUAUUUAGGUAUCAUAUGUUACAAUGGUUACCUCACUUACCAGGUAUUUAGGUAUCAUAUGUUAUCAUGGUUACCAGGUAUUUAGUUAUUAUAUGUUACCAUGGUUACCAAGUAUUUAGGUAUCAUAUGCUACAAUGGUUACCAAGUAUUUAGGUAUCAUAUGUUACCAUGGUUACCAAGUAUUUAGGUAUCAUAUGUUACCAUGGUUACCAAGUAUUUAGGUAUCAUAUGUUAUCAUGGUUACCAAGUAUUUAGUUAUUAUAUGUUACCAUGGUUACCAAGUAUUUAGGUAUCAUAUGUUACAAUGGUUACCAGGUAUUUAGGUAUCAUAUGUUACCAUGGUUACCAGGUAUUUAGGUAUUAUAUGUUACCAUGGUUACAAAGUAUUUAGUUAUUAUAUGUUACCAUGGUUACCAGGUAUUUAGGUAUUACAUGUUACCAUGGUUACCAAGUAUUUAGGUAUCAUAUGCUACAAUGGUUACCAAGUAUUUAGGUAUUUUAUGUUACCAUGGUUGCCAAGUAUUUAGGUAUCAUAUGCUACAAUGGUUACCAAGUAUUUAGGUAUCAUAUGUUAUCAUGGUUACCAGGUAUUUAGGUAUUAUAUGUUACCAUGGUUGCCAAGUAUUUAGGUAUCAUAUGCUACAAUGGUUACCAAGUAUUUAGGUAUUUUAUGUUACCAUGGUUGCCAAAUAGCUACGUAUUUAUCAAGUAUUUUAGGUAUCUUAAUGAUUUAUUAUUGACUAGUUGAUUGUUACAUCAGUAAUUAUUUUUAUUUGAUUUUAU
Bolinopsis microptera is the source of this 3100-nucleotide messenger RNA. Its product is annotated as atrial natriuretic peptide-converting enzyme-like. The transcript has 9 exons. Gene Ontology annotation, cellular component: plasma membrane. The coding region runs from base 429 to 1613 and encodes 394 amino acids. Gene Ontology annotation, molecular function: protein binding. The record is from RefSeq and is a predicted model, not a curated record. Lineage: Eukaryota; Metazoa; Ctenophora; Tentaculata; Lobata; Bolinopsidae.